GCAAGUGAACAUAUGUAAUGUGGAAUCAUGAAGAUAAUACAGUAGUUAAAAUUUUCUUAAAGAAUAUGUAAUCAAGUUCGGUAAAAACAAGAAAUUUUCAGGGGAAAAAAGACCCACCAAGAUCUAACCUCGGCCUGACCAGCGAACUGAAUUGAAAAAUGAGCAGCAAGAAGAUAUUAAUAGUUGGAGGCACAGGCUACUUGGGGCAGCAUCUUCUACAAGAAAUCCAGUAUACUCUUCCAUAUGCUCUCUCAUUAUCCUUCACAUACCACACCAACCCUCCUCCUGAGCCUCUACUAAGAGCCAUUCCUCAUGUCCUACCCUUCCAUGUUGAUUUACAAACCGGCAAUGGCUUUGAUGCCAUCUCUCAAAAUUUUGGUCAGCCUGAUGUUGUGGUUAAUUGUGCUGCACUUUCUAUUCCGCGUGCCUGUGAAGCGGAUCCUACUGCUGCCAUGGCUAUUAAUGUGCCGUCUGUUCUUGUCAAAUGGUUGUCAAGCUUUAGCAAUGGUGGUACUCUUCUGAUUCACUUGUCUACUGAUCAAGUUUAUGAAGGGACCAAAUCCUUCUACAAGGAAGAUGAUGAAACCCUUCCUGUUAAUGUUUAUGGAAGAUCAAAGGUAGCAGCAGAGCAGUUUAUAUCUGCAAAUUACUCAAAUUUUGCAAUUUUGAGGAGCAGUAUUAUUUAUGGACCUCAGACUGUCUCCCCUGUCCCAAAAUCACUUCCAGUUCAGUGGAUGGAUAGCGUUCUUGCGAAGGGAGAUGCCAUGGAGUUUUUUCAUGAUGAGUUCCGUUGUCCUAUCUAUGUUAAGGAUCUCGUGACCAUCAUAUGGACAUUAACGAAUAGAUGGAUCUCAGGGAGAGAGCCGAUACAGUUACUUUUGAACGUGGGUGGACCAGAUCGUGUUUCCAGGGUUCAGAUGGCUGAAGCCAUUGCACAUAUUAGAGGUUAUAAUUUGUCAUUGAUCAAACCAGUGUCUUCAUCAACUGUUAACCGCGGUGUAAAAUCUCCAGCAGAUAUAUCCAUGGAUAUCACCAGAUUGAUUCAGACACUCAAUAUGUCAACAACUGCAUUUAGGGAUGGUGUUAAAUUGACACUUGAAGCUGAACUUGCUUCAGCAUCAUAGUAGCUUGUCACUUGCUCUUUUACCAGAAUGUCAUCUUUGGGGUGUAUACUGAGGUUCAUUGGAUCUCCUGAAGGGAUAGUUGCUGCCGAGCGGUCGGUAAAGCCGUUGGAUUCAGAAGGUUCAACUUGCAAACUUAGUACCAAUUCUAUGUGAUUUUAAGAAGUUUAUCAUCCAUGUAGAAGGGUAUGGUUAGUUUUUUCAUGUGUGGUAUGGUUCAUAAAUUCAUGAGACUAUACAUCCAUUAUCUGUGUUUAGCAUCAUGCCCUUUUUUGGAGUGAUAAUUGUGAUGUCUGGGUCGGCUUGCACCUCAACUAUUCCACGAGGCUCUUGCUACCUUCUAUCAAUACAAGUACCGGGUAACUCUGCACACCUAGAAUUAUGCAUCUUCUAUAGAAAUGUAAAAAGAACCAAUGCACGUGUAGACAUAGUCACACUCAUUGUCUUUGACGAAAAGAAUUAGAAAUGUAUUUGUAAAUUCUACGCCA
Molecule: messenger RNA, 1609 nt
Organism: Nicotiana tabacum (common tobacco)
Lineage: Eukaryota; Viridiplantae; Streptophyta; Magnoliopsida; Solanales; Solanaceae
Source: RefSeq, a predicted model, not a curated record